AUGAUCUUGAAAUCUGGGUUUUUAUCAGCACUGGGUGGACUGGCUGUUCUGAUCCAAGUCUUGACAUCCAUAGCGCUGGCGGAGGAAGUUCCGGUAUGUGACAGUGUUGGGAAAAAAGUUCAUAGCUCAGAUUUCGAUGAUACUCUUGCCAUAUCUGUCUGUCGGGAAUAUAAUGGGCACUCUUUCGCAUCGAAUCCGAGAAAAUAAAUCUUAUCGCGACAAAAUCAAAUUGCUUUUUAUUUCAUCGACGCGAGUGUGCUCAUUAUUUUCCCGACAGACUGAUAAAUUUUGAUUUUACAAAACAGUUCUAAAUUUAAUCGAUCCACAUAUUAUAGAAAUUUCGUAUUAAACCCUAUGCGAUAUUUCUAGCUCGCGAUUGACAGAAACAAUCGAUAUUUUUAGACCGAAAAUUUGUUUAAAAUACGACGUUUUUUGGGAAGUCUUCAAUUCAAUUUAUUCACACUAAUCACAUGUAAAAUCAUGGAGUGUAUCAGUCGGGAUUCCAUUGUCUGGUCAGUAUAAGGUCUCUCCAUCUCAGGCCAUGGUACUUUCGAAAAUCGUCGGUCCAUCUGAGUCUGGGGCGUCCAAGUGGUCGUUUGUGGGGCGGCGUCCAUUCCAUCAGUCGUUGAUUUUGGGAAGUCUAUCUAUUAAAAAUUCUGGAAAGAUUACGAGCGUCGCACCUGGGAGAUUUCACUUGUAAAUCUUACCCUAGGGAUCUACGCCGUUUCUGCAGAUACAUACUAUUUUUAAGAAAUACUUAGCCUUAAGUUCCGGCAAAUUUAUCGAAAUCCAAGCAUCGUAUCGGUUUUAUUUCUAAUAUAAAAAUUGACUUUUUCCAGGAAUUCACAAUUUUCACCAAUGCCACUGGCCCCUUAUGGGUAUCGAUGAUGUUCCUGCCAGCCUCCUUUCUUCAAAUCUCGAUUAUCCCGGUUUGGCAUCGUAAAACAAUGUCAUUGUUGGCUUCACUCGGCCGAACACUACGAAUCGGCUCUAUCUUCGGCCGACUCCAAACGCCGGAGCCCCAAGCCACAGUAACCGUUUACAUUAAUAUAAAGCGAAAAGUGGAGGAUGGAAAACUUCAAGAGCGCGAAAUCUAUUUCGAAAUGUUCGAUAAGGCCUGGCGAUGA
Bursaphelenchus xylophilus (pine wood nematode) is the source of this 1127-nucleotide messenger RNA. The record is from the annotation of a GenBank genome assembly. NCBI's taxonomy places the organism in Eukaryota, Metazoa, Nematoda, Chromadorea, Rhabditida, Aphelenchoididae.